Molecule: messenger RNA, 2538 nt
Organism: Diorhabda sublineata
Lineage: Eukaryota; Metazoa; Arthropoda; Insecta; Coleoptera; Chrysomelidae
Exons: 6
Coding region: 123-1580 (485 amino acids)
Source: RefSeq, a predicted model, not a curated record
GGAAUAAUGGAAGCGAGGCAAUCGAUCUAUUAUGAAUACGAGAAUGCUCAGUUUAUACCACACUUUACAGGCAUGCUGGCAAUAAAUGUUAUUAUCAUAUCAUAUAAUCCUCAAAACUGAUUAUGAAUCACCACAAUAUUAAGAUCAGUAAUUUCAGCAAUUUAGAUGCUGUCACUUAUCCUAUAAUCAAAAUAACUGGCAGUGUACAGCAUGCUACUAGUUCGUCGUGUCAAAAUCAGGAAAAAUUUAACAUUUAUUUAUGUUUAAAUAGUAACCACGAUGUCUUUUCUACCUGUCUUAUUAACGAUAAAUUUAAAUUCUUGGUGGAAUUACAAAAUGGAAAAAAUAAAAUUAUCGUCAAGUAUUGCUGCGAAUUUAUUUCACUCAUUUUGGAAUAUUUUCCCAUUAUAUCAGAGACUGCUGUGAUACCAUUGUAUGUGAUAUGUGAAGACCAUGAUGGUUGUUUUCAAGCCCCACCAUGGGAAAAUAAUACCAUAGAAAGUGCUUGUAAACGAAUCACUGUUUGCUCAAAAUUAUUACAGUGUGUUACUGCAGAAAAAUUGUACGAACAUGGAUUGGGUAGAAAAACGUUCUUAUUAACUGGAGACUGUCAAGUUUUCAGAAGUCAACUGAGUUGUUCGAAUGCAAGAAGUAUGAGUCAAACUGAAUUGUGGCAAAACAUAGGACGUGAAAUCAUGAAAUCUAGUUUAGGAUGUGAAAAUAAAAAGUUUUUAGCUUUCUUAUCGUGUACCAAAUAUUGUGGUAAUAAAUACAAAGAAGGGAUAACCAAAUCUCAUGAGAACCUUUUGGAUAUAACUCAAGGUUACGUUGCAUUAGGUGGAGGUGGAUUAGCAUUGUUUGGAACAGCUUGUCUUUAUACUUGGCCGGAAACUUUCGAAGAAAUUAUACCUAGAUUUGAAGCUAGUGAUUUGGUGGACAGAACUCAAUUUUUAGAUGACAGUUGCUACAGGGGAACUUUGGGAGCUUGUUUUUCAACUACUUUGGGGUCUGUUCUGCAUGAACUUUUCCACACAUUUGACUUGGGUCAUACAGAAGAAGGAAUCAUGGGAAGAGGUUUCGAUAACAUUUAUAAAGUUUUUACAAAUAUAAACGUUUCUAAUGAACACAUUGAGGCACAGAGACCCUUUCAAGAUAAAAUCGAGUUCAAGGAAGAGUUCGAACCUGAUAGUUUAUUCGAAAGAUUACGUAAAGAAAACAAAAAAAAAGAAUUUACUAUCAUAAAGAAGUUUGAAGAUAUUGAUGAUACUAUUUUGACCAAAAGCUGUGCUGUGAUACUUUGCUAUCACAGGUGGUUUAACACAAGCAUUACAAAACAAUCGUCACUACUAUCAUUCGACCCAAUAAACAAAUUGAUUAAAUCGACAGCAGGUAUCAGAGUUGUUGAGGUAAGAAGUUUGAGUAAAGAACUAGUGUUGCGAAGUUGGGUUUUCGAUGGAAGAAUUCUAAAAUUUUCUUUCCAAGUUCCACAGGAUAUUACUUCCUUAACUGAUAAUCAAAACUAUUUAAUUUUCGUUGAAGAUACCAUAGGAUGCAUUUUAAAAGAACAAGUUACUGUUUAAAUUAAAAAGAGUAUUAGAUAGAAAGUAUUUUUAGCAGUUAUCCAGAGUUUAAGAAAAAAUUAUUAACAUCAUUUUCAAAAGAAGAAUAAAUAUUAUUAUAAUAAAUGAAAAAACAGAGCAGUUAACGUCCAGAUGAAAGUAUCUACCAAAAUUUGUGUGCAAGCCCUUCUUUCUUAUGAGCCAAAUAUUUUCAUAUGCCCAAUGUAAUUUUUAUUUUAAUCAUUACACGUUAUUUCAUAAAUACCUUUAUUUUCCAAAUCUAUUAGCUUUUUUCGGGGUUCUAGUAAUGAGAAUUAUAUUAAUUACUUCAAAUUUAGUUCAUUCUUUGUCUUAUUUUGCUUGUUUUUUCUCUCAAAUUUCAAUCGAUUUUAGACAACCCACAAUACAUUUGCAAACAAAUUUUAAUCUGUUAUAAUAAUAAUUAUAAGCCCUUUUGUACUUCAUCCUUUAAUUUAUAAUCAUAUUGUAGUCUAAUGACCGCAUUGAUGAAAUUAUUCAACUUAAAAUUUUCUUUUUUUGAAAUUUGUUUUGAUAUUUCAGUGUUUCAAAUAAAUUACGAGAUAACCUGUAUUAUGAUAAUGUAGAAUGAUCACUACUAUAAUUAAUAAAAAUUUUAAACUAAAAGUGCCAAUUCGUAAAAUUAGAGGUUUCUAAAACGUAUAUUUUUGUAAAUUGGAAUUUAUUUACAACAUAGAAUUAAUUUUUUAAUAGUGGCCAAUAUUUUUUAGAGAGAAAGAAUUCUUACUUACUACGAAUCUAUUUUCCAUCCAUAAUUGUUUAGCUUUUUGGUCUAUUCUGUAGAGAUAACUUAGUGUAAUUUAAACUUGAAUUUAAAAUGUUAUUUGAUGCCUAUGCAAUUUUAAUAAAUAUCAAAUUCAUAUUUAUUCUAGGGACUCAAUGUAAUCACUCUUAUAAAAUGUUCAUUAUAUUAGCAAUUAAAAGUUUUUUGAAAGUUCAA